Molecule: messenger RNA, 4832 nt
Organism: Periophthalmus magnuspinnatus
Lineage: Eukaryota; Metazoa; Chordata; Actinopteri; Gobiiformes; Gobiidae
Gene: kcnn1a
Product: potassium intermediate/small conductance calcium-activated channel, subfamily N, member 1a
Exons: 9
Coding region: 16-1905 (629 amino acids)
Biological process (GO): potassium ion transmembrane transport
Cellular component (GO): neuronal cell body; neuron projection; plasma membrane
Molecular function (GO): calmodulin binding; small conductance calcium-activated potassium channel activity
Source: RefSeq, a predicted model, not a curated record
GUGAUUUUCAGCAACAUGAGAGGACAGACCGCGCAGUUUGCGAUCGUGAUCCGGGAUUUUAACAUCGAGGCGCCACACGGAAAUGCGGGAACGUUUAGCAGCGCUUUGACCGCGGGGAUGGGACGCACGCGCGGCUCGGGUCCUCCACUGCUGCUACACGUGCGCCAGGCCUCCUCUGAGCAGAAGAAGCUGAGCCAUGCUGGAUCCACGCCCUCCCUGUGCGAGAGCAGCGGACUCCCUCAGAUAGCCAUGAACACCUGCAAGUACAAUGGCGGGGUCGUCCGACCACUAGUGGGCAGCCUGGCGUCAUCGUCGCGCCGGAACCUGGCCGAUCUGGACUCGGAGACGCAGCCUCUGCAGACGCUGCACAGCUCCGGGCUGGAGGUGGUGGUCUCCAAGGGCAACGGCGAGGACCCCAGCAAGGCGUCCAACGAGAGCCUGGUCCGGGAGGGCAGCCGGGGCGGGGGCCGGGCACCGCAGAAGAAGAACAAGGACAUUGGCUACAAGCUCGGCCACCGGAGGGCGCUAUUCGAGAAGCGGAAACGUCUCAGCGACUACGCGCUCAUCUUUGGGAUGUUUGGGAUCGUCGUCAUGGUGACGGAGACAGAACUGUCCUGGGGGGUUUACACUAAGGAGUCUUCAUACUCAUUUGCACUGAAAUGCCUUAUCAGCCUAUCCACUGUUAUUCUGCUUGGUCUUAUAAUAAUGUACCACGCCCGGGAGAUACAGCUGUUCAUGGUCGACAACGGCGCGGACGAUUGGAGGAUAGCCAUGACAUACGAGCGCAUCUUCUUCAUCGUGCUGGAGCUGCUGGUGUGCGCCAUCCACCCCAUCCCGGGACAGUACGUCUUCACCUGGACCGCACGCCUCGCCUUCACCUACACCCCCUCUGUGGCCGACGCCGAUGUAGACAUCAUCCUCUCCAUCCCCAUGUUCUUCAGACUCUACCUGAUCGGCCGCGUCAUGCUCCUGCACAGCAAGCUCUUCACCGACGCCUCAUCCCGGAGCAUAGGCGCGCUCAACAAAAUCAACUUCAACACACGCUUCGUCAUGAAAACCCUCAUGACCAUCUGCCCCGGGACCGUCCUCCUGGUCUUCAGCAUCUCAUCCUGGAUCAUCGCCGCGUGGACUGUGCGCGUCUGUGAGAGGUAUCAUGACAAACAGGAAGUGACCAGUAACUUCCUGGGCGCCAUGUGGCUCAUCUCCAUCACCUUCCUGUCCAUCGGCUACGGAGACAUGGUACCACAUACUUACUGUGGCAAGGGCGUGUGCCUGCUCACCGGCAUCAUGGGAGCGGGCUGCACGGCGCUGGUGGUGGCUGUGGUGGCCAGGAAGCUGGAGCUGACCAAGGCUGAGAAGCAUGUCCACAACUUCAUGAUGGACACUCAACUCUGCAAACGAGUAAAGAACACAGCUGCCAAUGUACUCAGGGAAACAUGGCUCAUCUACAAACACACCAAGCUGGUGAAGAAGAUCGACCAUGCCAAGGUGCGCAAACACCAGCGCAAGUUCCUCCAAGCCAUUCACCAACUGCGCAGUGUGAAGAUGGAGCAGCGAAAACUCAACGACCAGGCUAACACCUUGGUGGACCUGGCAAAGACCCAGAAUGUGAUGUACGACCUGGUGUCGGAGCUACAGGAGCGCAGUGAGGAGCUGGACAAACGCAUUGGGACUCUGGAGGACAAACUGGACUCUGUGACAGGCAGCCUGCAGGCCCUGCCCUGCCUCAUCUCACAAGCCAUAUCCCAGCAGCAGCAGGACUUCCUGGACGGCUUCAUGCACCGCUUCAGACCCGCGUCUCUGGCCUCGGAGCGCUCCGAACGCUCUGACCGCUCCUGGACUUCCACCACCCGUAGGAGGCGCUCUCCAUCCACAGCCCCGCACACCUCCUCUGACAGCGGAUAGCCCUCCUUACUCUGUGCAUCCACAUACCAUGGACUAAGACCUGAGUCUUAACCUGAUCCUCCGGCAUCAAACCCCCAACCUCUGACUGAGCCCUCAGCACGAGAGCUGCUCAAACACACGAACUGAGAAACACACAAUGCAUCUAAAAGAGAAGUCCACUCCAUGUGACGGACAAACCCAGAUCAAGUAGAGUAUGGUUUAUGUUUUAGCCAUUGUAUGGCUGUUCAAGUUAGCUUUUAUGUAAAAGCCCUUGUAUAGUUACGUGACUGAGUCAGUGCUGUGAGAGCUGGCUGUCACCGGAGAGUCCUUAAGGCCAGGCCAGGGCAGUGAGUGGGCUCACGGCGCCCUCUGGAGGACACAGCACCAUCCUUCAGCACACUGUCUGUGUGCAGGUCCAUGCACUUAGGAGGGCGGAGCCUGCACAUGGCAUUACUACUGGGUAGGAAUUUACGCAAUUGCCAACUUCAAGGGUUCAGCUUCCUUGUUCUUACCAAGGAAAAGAGAGCGACUAUCUUUUUUAGUUACAUAUUGACAUGUGAUUUUUCAGUGCCUGAAUGUAUAAAUAGUAGAGGGUUAUUUAAUUACUAAUUUCAGAGCUUUUUUACGAUGUUACCAGUCUGAAUACAGCAUUGCAUUCCUUUUUCAGAAACAUUCCUCAACAAAACUUUAAAGAAAAUGUCUUAAUGUGAUGCAUAACAUUGCCUCAUCACACAGCAGCUCCUACUGUUGGGUUGAGACCUUUUUUCUGUUUGUACUAACACCUGCGAAACGCCAGUGUAGGAGACAGGGCCAUGUCCGCACAGUACAACUACUGCAUAAUGGACCUUUCAUUGGAUCAUUUACCCACAGUACCAAAUCUAAGUAUUAUAACAGUCAACAGUCUCACAUUAAUACCAAAGAAGAGCGCUGGGAGGAAGAGGUUAAUACAAUUGGACAGGGUUUUAAGAACAUUUCACAUGCAAACACAGAAGGCCUAAUCUAUAUAUCUGAUAGAGUGUCCAAGUGUUUGUACGAUUGCGGAUGUGGCCUGGACUGUGUGAAGGGGUCACUUUUAGCUUGAUGCUAGUAUACACUGAUUUCCACAGAGAGAUCCAGUCCGUAGGAGAGGCAGUCUGUGGGCACGGCUCCAGGUUAGCUGCUAAUCACAGAGCGCACAAAACAUAUCACAGCCCCGCCCCCUGACACAAGCCCCACCCCCUCGACCCAAGCCCUGCCCCCUCUGCAUGUGAAUUCUUCAAAAGGCUUGAUGAUUUUAUAAUUAACAUUUUUUUAUGAUUGAGUUGAUUUCUGUUUGGUUGUUGCAUUUUCCUUUGUCUUUUAUAAAAUCUUGGUUUACAUUUUUGGUAACACUUUGGGGACCACAUAAUAAUUGCUAAGCUGUAAUUAGCGUACUAGCUAGUGGCUAAGUAAAUCUUAGCUUAUGUGUAUAAAUUGCUAUUAUUAAUUACUAUUUAAAUAUGAAGAAAACAGCCCAACAAUAUCCAUAUACCAAUUAACAGUAUUUAAAGAGGGGGUAUUAUGCCAAAUCUACUUUUCAGAGCUUUCUAUCAUGUUAUAAAGCAUUUAUGCAUCAAAACCAUGCCUGAAGAGGUUUUAGCUGUCAUCCAUGCAUACUUGAGUAAUUUAGCGAUCUCUCCUGGGCCCUUUUUGAACACUUCUGUGACAUUCUGUCCAAGACUCAGACACAAGCCCACAGCCUAGUGAUAUAUAUCAAAACAACAAAAGGUAACAUGGUGAUCUAAGUAUAUUAUGUGCAUAUACUGUAUAAAUAAAUGGACUUAGCUAACGCUCUAGCCACCGUUUUCCAAAUAGGAAGUGAUCAUGGACGCACUUCCGGCUCCAUCAACUCUGGCUCCAAUUCACUUUACAUUGAAAAAGUAUCACCCCUCUCUCCAUAACUGCUGCUGUCAGACUCGUCAUUUUGGUCUUAAAAUGUUCAUAUUAACCUGCUCUACAUCUAAAUCAAGAUAUGAACAUUAACAACAGACAAAUCAAGAGCUUUCUUUUCCCAAGAUCACUCCUGCUAGCGUUAGCAACAGGUUUGAUUGACAGCGUUGCUAAGUGCUCGCUCCCUGCUAAACCAGUGGUGUGGGAGGGAAUUGCCGAUACCUUCAACAGCCUCGCUCCAGACUGCCUUUUUGGUUGCUAUGUUACUCAUUUAAAUUCAAAAUAUGCAACUGCUCCAGCCUCGACGAGUUUCAUUUGACUGAAGCUGAACUCUAUGAGAGACGUCACAGUCCUUUAGUCCACUGCUUUACACAGUCUAUGGUUAUAGCAAAUACUCCAUAGAAGUGUAAUACCCCCUCUUUAACUGUUUAUUAAUGAAUAAAUAUUGGUUUAUGGAUAAAUAGUUCUAGAAAAUGAUCAAACAUGAGAUAUCAGACACAGACAUCAAGUUAACAUCUAGAUAGUAUGCUAAUAAGGUACUUUGGUUGGCGAUUAAUAUGUUGUCUCUAGUCUAUAGUGUUAUCCAUGUUUCUUUUUUACUAGAGGGUAGGUUUUUUUUUAGAGUUCCUAAAGAGUUGCAGUAAUAUGAUUCUGUAAUGCAUUCCCUGUUUGAGCGAAAGACAACUUUGACACAGGAGUCAAGAAAUGAGACAAUAAAGUGCUGAAGAAACUGAGCAGUGAAUGAGUGUGUGAAUGCAGCCCAGUCUCACAGAUCUACAGUGGACAUGAGGUUUCCGCCAAAACUGGGAAAAGGCCAUUUAAAAGAAUAAACGUUUGACUCCAUAAUGCUGAAACAUCUCAAAAACUGAUUAGUAAUUCACUCGUACAAAUUUGCUGAGGUUAAAGUAGUCAAUUACAGUCUCCAUAAAUGCUAACGUGAUGUUUUUGAUGUUGAUGUAAGCUAUAACUUGACACACAAGAACGUCCGUUGCACAAAAGAUUUGAUCUCCCAGAAUCCUUUUGCAAUGCAUGGGCCUGAC